AUGCGGAAUGGCUACGGUGUUGAUACAUAUCUUCCGCAUUGUUUUUCAUUGGAAGCCAUUUGCAUUCAAGAAAAUAGCGAUUUCCUAUUUCUUUCUUUGCUUCUUUCUUUCUUUUAUCGUCCAUAUCAGUUUUCUUUCUUUCUUUCUUUUAUCGCCCGUAUUAGCAUUCUUUCUUUCUUUCUUUCUUUCUUUCUUUCUUUCUUUCUUUCUUUCUUUUAUCGCCCGUAUCAUCUUUCUUUCUUUCUUUCUUUCUUUUAUCGCCCGUAUCAGCUUUCUUUCUUUCGUUCUUUCUUUCUUUUAUCGCCCGUAUCAGAUUUCUUUCUUUCUUUCUUUCUUUCUUUCUUUCUUUCUUUCUUACUUUCUUUCUUUCUUUCUUUCUUUCUUUUAUCGCCCGUAUCUGCUUUCUUUCUUUCUUUCUUUCUUUUAUCGCCCGUAUCAGCUUUCUUUCUUUCUAUCUUAAUUUGUUUCUAUCUAUCAUUCUUUCUCUUUUCUCUCUCUCUUUCUUUUUUUCUUUCUUUCAUCUCCAGUACCAGUUUUCUGAAGAAACUUCUGGUCAUACUACCUUUGCACUAA
Messenger RNA from Acanthosepion pharaonis, 573 nucleotides. NCBI's taxonomy places the organism in Eukaryota, Metazoa, Mollusca, Cephalopoda, Sepiida, Sepiidae. The record is from the annotation of a GenBank genome assembly.